Messenger RNA from Metarhizium robertsii ARSEF 23, 1098 nucleotides. Its product is annotated as fpd1. Lineage: Eukaryota; Fungi; Ascomycota; Sordariomycetes; Hypocreales; Clavicipitaceae. The transcript is spliced from 2 exons. The record is from RefSeq and is a predicted model, not a curated record. Bases 1 to 1098 code for a protein of 365 amino acids. Gene Ontology annotation, cellular component: spliceosomal complex; cytosol. Gene Ontology annotation, biological process: mRNA cis splicing, via spliceosome.
AUGCCUCCCGAGAGCCUCGUCUCGACUCGCGAGGAGACGACGCGGACUGCCGUUACGAUGGUGCUCCUGCUGCGGAGAAUCGUCAUGCCCCCACUUCCGAUAAGAUACGGGUUGAACUGGUCAGUUCACCUUCAGAGCUCCCCCGCGAUGAAUUUGCAAAGCUCCAGCACCGGCGUCCUCAAACAGUCUGGUGGCAGUCAGUCCUCUCAACCGUCUCCCUCCACGGCGUCCAUCAUGCUCGCCACGACGAUACGGUCGCCGCCCUCGGUGGACGACUACACCCCCCUCUCCGAGUACCAGUCCCAAACGCCAGAAUCGUUCAGCGGCGGUAAACCAGUGCUGCACUUCCACCUCAAGGGAGCUGUCGCAUCCAUCCCCAGGGCGCAAUGCGGCACGCUGGCCAUCUUCCCCGCGGACUCGCCUGCGGCCGAGAAUGCCGUGGAGAGCACAAACGGUGACACGGAGGGGCUGGUUGAGCAAAAGGUUGAUGUUUUUGUGAACUCAGACGAACAGACCGAGUCGGGCGUCUCAAUCCCCUACCCUUCCAUCUCCAUCCACGCUGUCAAGCAGGUCAGCGCGCGUGAAGGCACCAGCACCCCGGCCAUAUGGAUGCAGCUAGAGUUCUCGGACGGCGGCGCCGACGACGACGACUUCAACACGGUUGAGCUUACGAUUGUGCCGGCGUCAAGCGAGCCGCCCCAGACGGCGCAGCAGCUGUACGACGCCAUUGCCAAUUGUUCAAACUUGCACCCGGAUCCGACCAACGGAGACGAAGACGGGGACGAGGAAAACGACUACGACCGCAUAGUAUUUGAGGGCAACGCGGAGCAAGAGGCCGUCGAGGGGUUCACGGGGGUUUUGCGCGGCACGGCCGACGGGGGAUUGCCGCCGCCCAUGCCGGGCAGUGGCGGUUGGAUUACUGCGGAAAACGUGCACGAGUAUUUCGACGAGGACGGGAAUUGGAUUGGGGGCAGCAAUGGAGAGGGCGAGGCAGAGGAGCUGGGUGAUGGCGCGGGCAGGACAAGGCCCAGAGAGGAGAUUGACGACGAUGGCGUCAAUGGCGACGACGCCGAGAGCAAGCGCCCAAGGGUUGAGUAG